ACAGUCUACUUCGGGAGCCUCCCGGCAGACACCAUGCACAGAUUGACAGGUUUUACACUCAGGAAAGCGAUGAGUGCGUUUUAUUUUGGAUUACUGUGACACGCAGGACGGGCUUUUUUGGAGGAGAUUUAGGAGUCUGCUUCCUCUCGCUCCUGUUCGCAGUCCUCUGGUUUCUGCAGGACUCCCCCCCGGUCGCGAAGAGCCCAUGCAGCCGCAAAGGGAGAAGAGUGAAGUGCGACCCCGAGCUGGAUGGAUGGUUAUGGGGAAAAGAGCAAGACCCUCGGCGCUUGAAGUGUGCAAAAUCCUCGCUGUGUUUCUCUCACUCUUCCCUUCUGUGAGUCUGCAGUGCAAGAUCCUCAAGUGUAACGCAGAAUUUUGGGCCUCCACCACCAACUCUGGACCCGAGGAGGAGUUCUGUAUAGCGCUGCGGGCGUAUAACAGCUGUGUACGCCGGACAGCACGUACCUGUAGAGGUGAUCUGGCAUAUCACUCCGCCCAGCAUGGCAUCGAGGAUCUGAUGAUCCAGCACAACUGCUCCAAGGAGGGGCCUACAUCCCAGCCACGUGCCCGUACACCGCCUCCACCUCCACCACCGCAGCUCCCGCCUGACAGCCAGGAGCGCUCUGACGGCCCAGAAGUGUGCCACUAUGAGCGCAGUCUUCCACGGAACACGGCACCGCCCAAUUACACCCACUGUGGCUUCUUUGGAGAUCCACACCUCCGAACCUUUGGUGAUGAUUUCCAGACCUGCAAGGUGGAAGGAGCCUGGCCUCUCAUACACAACAAAUACCUGUCUGUCCAGGUGACCAACACUCCUGUGGUACCAGGCUCCGUGGCCACUGCAACCAGCAAGCUGACAAUCAUCUUCAAGAAUUUUCAGGAGUGUGUUGAUCAGAAGAUGUACCAUGCCGAGACGGAUGAACUGCCAGCAGCGUUUGCAGAUGGCUCUAAGAAUGGCGGUGAUCGGCACGGAGCAAACACACUGCGUGUGGUGGAGAAGGUCCCAGGGCAGCAUGUGGAGAUUCAGGCCAGGUACAUUGGAACAACCAUAGUGGUUCGGCAAGUAGGCCGCUAUUUGACCUUUGCCGUACGGAUGCCGGAGGAAGUUGUAAAUUCUGUGGAGGAAGGCGAUAAUCAGGACUUGUACCUCUGUCUUCAUGGCUGUCCUGCCAACCAACGUAUCGACUUCAGGACCUUCAGGGCUCGCGCAACAGAGUCUCAUGGCCUGGGCAGGACCAGGAGUGGCACCACAAUGCAUGGGUUUAGCUACCAGUCUGCAAAGGCCAAGUGCAAAGAGCGCCUCCCAGUGGAGGACCUCUAUUUUCAGUCCUGCGUGUUUGACCUUCUAUCUUCCGGGGACAUAAACUUCACCAUGGCAGCCUACUACGCCUUUGAGGAUGUAAAAAUGCUCCACUCAAACAGUAACAGAUACCACAUCUUUGAGAAUGCAAUUAUAGGUAAUGCAGCACCAAGGGGGAAGGAUUUACCUUUGCUCCUCUUCCUCAACUUAUUUGCUGUCUUAUUGUGGAUUGAAUGUUGUGCAGCUCAUCUAUAGCCCUUUUACAACAGUUUCUUGAUGUUUUUACCUGUCAGUGAGUGUUGUGUUGUACAUCAGCUCCAAUCUACUGCUCUGGGUCUGUCCCAUGUGGCUGGCCAGUAGGGUCACUGCAGCCCUAAGUCUCAUUUUUGUUGUAUUGUCAUGUCUUGACUUCAGUCUAGCAUCAAGCUGAGCUCUUCGUGCUCCCACCUAUCAUCGCAUGUAUUUAGCUGGUUCAUAGGACCGGUCUUUGAAGAGAGCAGCGGUGAGAGAGCCCAGCUGCCCCAGAGCUCAGGAUAUCCAGCUGGGAUUAAAUCCCACAUUCUCACUGGGGCUGCAUGCCUAUGGGAAGCCGGACAAGAUGAUCUUUUGCAGAAAGAGGAGUUUGCUGAUCCUCCUCCCCUGAUCCCCUCAUUGGUGCCAAGCCAGUGAAGCUCUCUGUGGCUCAUGUGGCUAGGCUAGAGGACCUGACAGGGGCUUUUGUUAACCUAUGGCCAAGAGCAGCUCCAUGUUUGAUUAGUUUCCAGCUUUGGGAAAGCCUGAGCCUUUUGGAGGAAGCACUCAGCCAAAAGGAUGUCAGAGCAGCGUCUCCAGUUGUCUGCUGUGGAGAUUAAUGGGUCAUAUUGUCAGGUCGUGUUUGUGUAUGUGUGUGUGUGUGUGUGUGUGUGUGCAUUUGCACAAAUUUGUGUGCAGAAUUCUGCCUCUGUGGUUUGAGUGUGUUAGAGGGUGCAUGAGUAAGCAAACCUCUGAUGGGAAAAAUAUUUCCCAUGUCUUUAUAUUGCACCUGAAAGUCUGAUAUGGGAAUGACAUUGUGGUCCAGGGUCAGUGAAAACAACUCUAUCUGCCAAGUAGCAACUCCUAAGGGAACUGGCAAAAAAAUGUAUUUACUUAACUUUCAUCUGUGUAUCAAUUACAGUGUCAUAAAGCCUUUUGCUGCGUCUUUUGAGCUGACACAUUGAUCAGAAAGUGUUUGGUACUUUGAGUCUUUGGUAAAAGAGGUCAUGUAGUAAUGUGAAUGUAACUGUAGCAAGAAAGCAAAGAACAAAUUUAGCUAAGGGCACCCAGAACGCAGACACAUUUACAGAGUGUUCAAUUGCCUCUCGGUCCAGUAAUCAAUCAACCUCAUGGCUUAUUGCAGAGAAAAUUAUCUCUUUGUGCAUUUUGUGAAUGUUAAUCUCUCCAGUCUCGAUUGUCUCUUGCAAAGGCCAUUCAUUUAGAUACUGGUUGUUCAGAUGUAACCUCUAGUCAGACCAGCCAUCUUCAUAGAAACAACCUGCUGACCUGGCUGCGGUUUAGUGAAUUAAUGAUUAGCGUAUGUCUGUAGAUGUGAAUUCAUGGCUUAAGUCAUUGCCAAAGAACAAGCCCUUGUGCCAACAUUUUCCUAAACAACUGAAUUUUCGUCUUUCUGUCUAUUUAGGCGACUUAGAAGAUUUCACAUUUGAGGAUUCUCAAUCGUAUGUAUAUAAGUUAUCUUUGUGGAUGAAUUCAAGGUAAUGCAGAAAGGCCAAAAAAUUCUCGCAGAUCUACAGUGACACGCAUACAUAUUGCUACCAGCAUUCGUUUCUGUGUUACAGUUUGACCAUUGCUUUUCUUUUUCUUUUUUUCCAAUAAUGCUCCUUUCUAACUGAGGUUUCCAUUUGAAUUUUGGCUCUCAACUACAGUAUCUGGCAAGCUAGUAGUCAACCUCGUAGAUACUAUUACUUCUUGGGCAAGGUUUUAUGAUUAUAUAUUCUUACACUGAAGUAUUUGGCAGGCCUUACUACUGCUAUUGGAAUAUGUGUUGGUGCAGUUUGACAAAAAAAAUCCUACAAACAAAUGAUUGUAAUGUUGAAUCUUGUGUUAAUAGAUGUAAUUUGUGUUGUGAGUUUUACAGUAUAUGGUUCUACAUGUGUAAUGUGAGAUUGUAUAUGUUUUGUGAGUUGAGUUAAAUUUGUAUAUUACCAGUUGUGUUUGAAUUUAUCACUACGGUUUUUGUAUAUCAGAUGUUUUGGUGAAUGUGAACUUUGUUUUUAUUAUUUUAAAAGGGAGUUUUGCAAAAACAUGAACACCACAAAACUGAAUAUUGUUGAUGAUUAUAUUGUGAUCAUUCUCAAACAAACCUAAUCUUAGAGCAGUUCUGUCUGAGGCAGUUGGUGAGGUCGUCAGUACUCUUUGCUUACUUGGUUGCAGACCAAGUAAAACCUAACAUCCUGUAUGCAGCCCAGCUAAUCUAGAAAGGGAAGUGUUCUGGGAUGUUCAUGUUUUUGAGUUUAAAGCACUUUAUGUUUCUCGUUUCAUUUAGCUCGUUUUGUUUGAACUUGUGAAUAGCGGCUGUCAGACCUGUAAUGGUAGAAAAGAAUAAAAUAACUGAACGAGAGAUGCCAGACAGAUCAAACUGUGUUUGUAUGUAGAGCAAAUGUGGUGCCACACACAAACUGUUUAUAAUGUAAAUUAUUUAUUGAAUAAAAGAAAAUGUCUUAUUGUUGAGGUGCCUUUUGUCUCAUUGCUGAUGAUGUAAGA
This is a messenger RNA of Myripristis murdjan (pinecone soldierfish), 4036 nucleotides long. It is a transcript of the gene rgma, whose product is annotated as repulsive guidance molecule BMP co-receptor a. Gene Ontology annotation, molecular function: coreceptor activity. The record is from RefSeq and is a predicted model, not a curated record. Gene Ontology annotation, biological process: BMP signaling pathway. Bases 206 to 1555 code for a protein of 449 amino acids. The transcript is spliced from 4 exons. NCBI's taxonomy places the organism in Eukaryota, Metazoa, Chordata, Actinopteri, Holocentriformes, Holocentridae. Gene Ontology annotation, cellular component: plasma membrane.